This is a messenger RNA of Mycena indigotica, 1224 nucleotides long. RefSeq lists its product as uncharacterized. Bases 1 to 1224 code for a protein of 407 amino acids. The transcript has 2 exons. The record is from RefSeq and is a predicted model, not a curated record. NCBI's taxonomy places the organism in Eukaryota, Fungi, Basidiomycota, Agaricomycetes, Agaricales, Mycenaceae.
AUGCAGACAGCCUGGGAGAAGAUGCACGAGCAUCUCCCGGUUUUCCAAGAGCUUGGGCCGGAACGAGCUGACUUCAAUAUACCCAAACUUCACAACAUCCGACAUUAUAUCGAUUCUAUUCGUCUACUGGGCUCUGCGGAUGGCUAUAAUACUGAAAAUACCGAGCGCCUACAUAUCGACCUCGCGAAAAACGGCUAUCGGGCAUCCAAUCGCCGCGAUUACGUGCAGCAGAUGACACGCUGGCUGACUCGGCAAGAGGCUGUCCACCGUUUCUCCCUGUAUUUAACAUGGGCAUGCCCUGGGUAUUCACCGGGACAAGGCUACCAACGACCUUCGAAUGUUGAUUGGGACGACUGGGACCAGGCAGAUGACGUCAAUGGUGAGGAGAAUGGCGACGGGGACUCAGACGAUGAGGAGGAGGAUCCGGAGCAGAUCACGUACAAUAUUGCCGCUCGACCUGCUUACCCAAAUCUUUCUGCUUCCGACAUCGAGACGAAAUUUGAAGUGCGCGACUUCUUGUUCUACAUGAACCAGUAUCUGGCUCUGCACCAACUCCCUGGUGGUGGGUUACUGGGUCCAACCACGCGGUUUGGUGCAUUCAAAAAAGCCGCUCUUCAUCUUCCCAUUCUUCGUGCGGCUGAAACCGAAUCCGAGAAGGCCGAUGUGAUUCACGCUGUCCUCGCAACUGAAGGCCUAAUCUCUGACAAGGGAAUCAAACGAGGUAGUCCAGCUCGGUCCAGCACUGUCCUUGUCCGUGUCGAGCCGAAAGACCGGGAACAAGGUCCACUCAGUGGUCUCCAAAUUGCACAUGUCAAGCUCAUAUUCCGUCUCCCGGCUCACAUCGCACCUCAUACACAUCCUCUUCUCUAUGUCCACUGGUUCACUCCAUUCCGUGAUACACGAGCCGAUUUUGACUCCCCUUCCGGCCUCUCUCGUAUUUCCCACUCGACCACUGUUGGACAACGGCGUUCAUCGAUCAUUUCCCUUGCCGAUGUUAUUCAAACCUGUCAUCUCAUCCCCAAGUUCAGUUCAACCGUCAGCGCUAACUGGGAUUGUAACAGGGUUUUGAACGAGGCUACUGUUUUUUAUUUCAACCCGUACUUGCGAAAUCGCGAUUUUUACCUAUUCCGUUAUGGUAUGUACCUUGUAUCCGAGUAUCAUAAGCGUAGGCAGGCUGAGUUAGCUGCAACGCUUGCAAGGGGUGCAAAUCGUAUUCAUUUUUGA